GAUUUGUUUCAAAUUACACCCCAGUCCAUUUCUUGGUCUAUGUUUAAUAUACUAGGACUCUUCAAAAUAGUGUGCCCAUGAGACAUCCUUCAACUCAUUCCGUCUUCCCACUGACUGAGACUCGUCCACAGAGCUCCUCCAAAGCAACGACCUUGUCGGCCGCACCGGCGAUGGCUUCCCUUCGCCGGACAACGACCAAAGCCACCGCCACCGCCACCAUCUUCGUCCUCCACCUUAUCCUCGCCUUCUCGUCCUCUUCCUCCUCGCCGGACGACGACGACAGGGCGGCGCUGCUCCACCUCAAGCACGGCCUUCUCUCCUCCGGCUCCGGCGACGGCAUCCUCGACCACUGGACACCAGAACACGAAACCAACCACUGCUCAUGGCCGGCGGUGCGCUGCGACGCGCGUUCCCGCCGCGUCGUGGCUCUCUCCCUCCGCUCCGGCCGCCGCGGGUCUCUGUCGCCGUCUCUGUCCCCGGCGGUGGCGCGGCUCACGGAGCUCAAAUCCCUCUCCAUGCCCUCCCUCGGCAUCGUCGGCGAGAUCCCGGAGGGUCUCUGGCGGCUGCAGAACCUCGAGGUGCUCAACCUGGCCGGGAACGCCCUCCGUGGCUCCCUGCCCGCCGCCUUCCCUGAAGGGCUCCAAAUCCUGGACCUCUCCGGGAACCACCUCUCCGGCUCCAUCCCUCCGGGGAUUGGGGAACUGGGCGCGCUUCGGGUCCUGGACCUGGCCGGGAACAGGAUCUCCGGCGGCGUCCCUCCUGAACUCCGGCAUUGCGGCUCCCUAAUGAAGCUCGACCUCAGCGAGAACUUCCUCCAUGGCCGAGUGCCUUCCGCCUCUGUUCUCAAGGAGCUGAAGAAUUUGAGGUUCCUGUCGUUGGGUGGGAAUAAUUUCAGUGGUGAGUUGCCGUCUGGUCUGGGACAGAUGAGGUCCCUCAGUGUUCUGAAUUUGUCGUCCAAUUAUCUGUCAGGAGUUGUGCCCAGUGAUCUUGUUGCACUUAGAAAUCAGACUUCUUUACUGCUUGACAACAAUCUGUUAUCUGUGGAGAAGAAGGUAUCAGUUGAAGUGGUUGAUGUUUCCCCGGUGGCAGCUGACAGUUCAGUGGUAAAUCCACCUACUGGUCCUGGGUCCAGUGAGUUAUUUACAGUCAUCCCUGAAUUCAGAAACAGUCGGGUUCUGACCGAGGUGAACAAGGGCACGCCGUCUGAUGAUAGCCACAAAGCUGCUCACUUGAGAAUGAUAGAGAUUGCCGCGGCUGCUUCAGCAUCAGUUGUUCUUGUUAUCAUGUUUGUUGUGGCCAUAGUGUGCAUUUGCACAAGGAAAUGUAACCCGAGCCGGGAAAGGCGGUCAAGCAACAGAAGGGAAGUGAAGGUUUUUGAUGGUGUUGAUAUCGGAGCUGACCUGACUUACGAAGCGAUUGUCCGUGCCACUGGGAAUUUCAAUGCAAGCAACUGUAUUGGUAGUGGUGGCUUCGGCGCGACUUACAGAGCCGAGGUUGCGCCUGGGGUUUUAGUGGCGAUAAAGAGGCUUUCUAUCGGGAAGCAACAGGGUGCCAAGCAGUUCCAAACAGAAGUCGAAACCCUCGGGCGGUGUCGUCAUCCUAACCUCGUCACGCUGGUAGGGUUCCACAUCAGUGAUGAGGAGACAUUCCUGAUAUACAACUAUCUGCCAGGUGGCAACUUGGAAAGGUUCAUACAAGAGAGAACCAAGAGGCAACUUAGCUGGAGGAAGCUUCACAAGAUUGCUAUGGACAUUGCUCAUGCUCUCGCGUUCAUGCACGACGAGUGCUCCCCCCGCAUCCUGCACCGAGACGUGAAGCCAAGCAACAUAUUGCUUGACAAUGAUCACAAUGCCUAUCUCUCUGAUUUCGGGUUAGCGAAGCUUCUUCGGAACUCGCAGACUCAUGCAACCACAAAUGUCGCUGGCACUUUCGGUUAUGUCGCACCGGAGUACGCAAUGACAUGCCGCGUCUCCGAGAAGGCUGAUGUCUAUAGCUAUGGUGUCGUGCUCCUUGAGCUGAUCUCGGAUAAGCAAGCCCUGGAUCCAUCAUUUUCCCCAUACGGAGACGGUUUCAACAUCAUCAAUUGGGCUAUUAAGAUGAUGCAAAGUGGCAGAGUUCGUGGCUUCUUCAUUGAAGGCUUGUGGGAUAAGGCCCCUCACGAUGAUCUUGUUGAGAUCCUGAACCUGGGGGUCAUGUGCACGAUGGAAAAUCCUGCUGCUAGGCCCAGAAUGAAGCAUGUUGUUAGGCGUCUAAGGGACAUGCGACCGCCUUCUUACUAGAAACAGCGAAAAAGGAGGUUACCGGAGCUUGCCGUGACAGUGGGCUGUUCAGCAUUUGGGGACAAGAUGUACAUUCAUAGGAACUCCAUGCAUGCCCGGGCCUGGCUACCUCCUUAGCAUACAUAGCAAGAUGAUAAACACCCUGAAACCUUUUUACUUUACCUGUAUACUCCUCCAACAUCGUCAUCGGUAUCUUCGCAAUCGAAUUCGUUUGUUGUUGUUAAA
Messenger RNA from Brachypodium distachyon (stiff brome), 2504 nucleotides. RefSeq names its product LRR receptor-like serine/threonine-protein kinase RPK2. NCBI's taxonomy places the organism in Eukaryota, Viridiplantae, Streptophyta, Magnoliopsida, Poales, Poaceae. The record is from RefSeq and is a predicted model, not a curated record. The coding region runs from base 78 to 2279 and encodes 733 amino acids. Gene Ontology annotation, biological process: protein phosphorylation. The transcript has 2 exons. Gene Ontology annotation, molecular function: protein kinase activity; ATP binding; protein binding.